AAACUGGACUACAAACUGGAAAACAGGACCAUUGUCGGGUUCCCUAACUCGACGCCAUACGAUGGAAGCAUCCUGGAGGCCGACUGUGACAUCCUGAUCCCAGCGGCCAGCGAGAAGCAGCUGACCAAGAGCAACGCACACAAGAUCAAGGCCAAGAUCAUCGCUGAGGGGGCGAACGGUCCGACUACACCCGAAGCCGACCGCAUCUUCCUAGAGAGGAACAUCAUGGUGAUCCCGGACAUGUACCUGAACGCCGGCGGUGUGACGGUAUCGUACUUUGAGUGGUUGAAGAAUCUGAACCACGUCAGUUACGGUCGACUCACCUUCAAAUACGAGAGGGACUCAAACUACCACCUGCUGAUGUCGGUUCAGGAGAGUCUAGAGAGGAAGUUUGGUAAACACGGCGGAGCCAUCCCCAUCGUCCCUACCUCUGAGUUCCAGGCCAGAGUCGCUGGAGCGUCUGAGAAGGACAUCGUUCACUCAGGUCUAGCCUUCACCAUGGAGCGCUCUGCUAGGCAAAUCAUGAGAACAGCCAACAAGUACAACCUCGGUCUUGACUUGAGGACGGCGGCGUACGUCAACGCUAUCGAGAAGGUGUUCCAGGUUUACAACGAGGCCGGCCUCAUCUUCACAUAGUGUCUGUCUGUCUGUCUGUCUCACCUCUGGAGGAUUUCUUCAACACAAAGUCCAGCGUUUACAGUUUUUUGAAUGAAUCUCUGUGUUUUGUUGUGUUCAUUCCUUCUUCGUCACGACUGUUUACCCUCCUCCUCCUCAUGAGAAGUUCAAACCACAGAAUCUUCUGGUUUCAUAGCUGUAUGAGUGUUUUUCUUAUUGUGCUGCUUUAUAUAUAAACAUAUCUAUAUCUAAACCUAUAAAAGCCUUAAAGUGACUGUAACACACUAAGUGGACCAAAGUGUGUGGACGCCCUCGUUAUUGAUCGAUUUAAACCUGAAGACAUUGUUCUUUAUUCAUAUUUCAUUAUUUUAUUUUACGAGUUAUAGAAUAAUUUUAGGACAUUAUUCAAACAAAAAUAAAUAAAAAGAACCUGAAUGAGACGAGUGACAGAAAGUUAAUAUAUAAGUAUUUAGAUGAUCAAAUACUUGUUUAGGUCGUCGUUGAUUCAGAUGUGAUUAUUGUCUAAUUAUUAUUUAUAAAUUAUUAUUAUUUAUAAAUUAUGUUUUAAAAACGGGACGUUUUCACAUCUUCCUCUAAACAUGAAAAACAGUCGUCCGGUUAGCGUCCGGUUGUCGAUCAGAGGCGUCCACAUUCUUUUGUCCACACGGUGACUCUACAUGUUUGCUUCUUUGUGUUUGUGUCUCAGGACUUGUGGAGUUUUAUUAAAGGGUCAUUUCAUGUUUCUGUGGGUUUAAAAUCUAAAUCAUACAAAUCCUAUUUGAUCUUUUGAUGACAUGACUCUGAUCCUUCAGUCUGCACUCAGUUCUCAUCUUCUCUUAAUGUUUAACUUUAAGGAAUAAAGAGAUGUGUAGCAGAGUUAUAAUCAAAUGAAUCCAAAGAAAAAUAAUUAAUCUCAGAUCAAUUAUCAAGAUGAAUCAUUUUAGGUCAUAAAUAGAUUAUUUUUCUUGGUGAAGUGAGAAAAUGUUACAUUAGAUAAAUCUAUUUUUGAAAUGACACGUAUAUCAUUGGUGUUUUUUCUGCUUUACUUUAUACUUUAUAUUUAAUAUUUUCAUCUGAUGUUGAACCCUCGUGUUGUUUACCGUCACAGAGGAAACCGGCGGUUUGAUUCCCGUUUGUUUCCUCGAUGUGUUGGUCAGCUCUGAUUAAUAAAUGCUUCUGGGAGUUUUCAGGCCUUUCUGUUCAAAUAAAGUACAAACAGUCA
Anarrhichthys ocellatus (wolf-eel) is the source of this 1837-nucleotide messenger RNA. RefSeq names its product glutamate dehydrogenase, mitochondrial-like. Gene Ontology annotation, cellular component: mitochondrion. The annotation marks the transcript as partial. The transcript is spliced from 7 exons. Gene Ontology annotation, molecular function: L-glutamate dehydrogenase (NAD+) activity. The record is from RefSeq and is a predicted model, not a curated record. Lineage: Eukaryota; Metazoa; Chordata; Actinopteri; Perciformes; Anarhichadidae. Gene Ontology annotation, biological process: L-glutamate catabolic process.